UCAUCAGAAUAUACAUGUAGUUGCUACAAAAGGCCUUCUUCGUAUUUUGCCUAACGUAAAUGCCGAAAGUUAGUCUCCUUCAGAGCCGUUAUUAGGGACGUCAGAAGCGUUGCGUGACGACCCUAAUAACGGCUGCGAAGGAGACUAGCCGAAAGUAAGCCGCAUAGCGUACUGUAUGACUAAAUAUCUUUCUGAUAAUACAAAAUAGAUUUAAAAAAUUUCUAUCAGCCCCAAACGGCCAAUUUAGCCCAGUCGAACACAAUUUGGGCCCCCAAACCACCAUAUUCAAGAACUACUUCGGCCCAAUCUGGAAUUCAUUUAAGCUCGUGGGUCUACGUAAGCCCGCGAAAUUUGAAAACUCUUUGGGCCCUUAUCUAGACAGCCAAUUAGGAACCCAAAUAGCUACAUUGGCACACCACUCACCAAAAUGCCCUUAAUUUUGGGACUAAAACAAAUCUUUUGAAUUUAGAAAAAAUGUACGCCCUAUCAAAUUUAACCGCGCGAGUAUGUUGUGCCAAAUGCGGUGUUCCCCUUAGAAAAAAUAUGAGGAGAGGGUGGGGGGAGCAACAUUCGCCCGUCAAAGAGAGUGUUUUCUAGUCUAGUCCUAAUGAAACAUAAUGUCAGACUACUCAGGGGAUUUUGUCGCUGGGGGCGUUUAUUAUGGUAAUCCUCCCCUCCCACUAUCUCCACGAUCAGAAUUUAAUAGUUUUAUCAUGUGAUGUCAAUCGUCAGCCUUAUCAAAUUGCAAAGUUCACGAGCUCUCCAAUUGAUUUCGUCGCGGUUUUUAUGAAGGCAAUUGUAGAUAUCAGCAUUAGAUCCUGUAGGACUGGAAUAGCUCAAAGACCCGUUUGAUAUGUAGUGAUAUCUCCUGCACGCACGGUCGUGUUCGCCAAACAUGAAAGACAUACAGACUGUAAGGUUUUUCCUUAUUGCCUUUGUGCUCGUGUUAUGGCCAAACAUAAUAAUCACGGCGGAAGUCGAGCGCAGCGAAAAUGAGAGCCACGAACUUCGACAGAAUUCCACAGACGGCGAAGAGUUUUACGAACAAUUUUACGAAUGGUCGGUCUGGAGUCCCUGCUCUAGAACGUGUGGCAUUGGAAUAAAAUUCAAAGGGCAACUAUGCCUCAGAGAAAACAAGGCACUGUGCGAAAAGAAAUCCCGGAUAUAUCAAACUUGUAAUACACAGGCUUGUCCUCAAAGGAGCAAGAAUUUCCGUGAUGUACAGUGUGGACAGUAUAAUGGCAGAGAUAUCUUUAUCAAUGGCGAAAGAGCAACGUGGAGAUCAUUUGUGAGAGGUGACAAUCAGUGCCUGUUGUUCUGCUAUCCGUACGGAGAAGAUUUAUUUUAUUACUUUGGAAGAGCGAGAGAUGGGACCCAGUGCUCCAAAGAACCUUACGGCGUUUGUGUUUUCGGAAGAUGCAAGCCUGUCGGAUGCGACGACAAACUGGAGUCAGGAGUACACAUGGACAAGUGUCGUGUCUGUGGCGGGAACUCGACUACAUGUCAACCAAUCAGAGGAAGAGUUGAACGGUCACCGACUCAGUUUGAACGGCUUACUGGAUAUGCAGAACUGAUGGUUAUACCAAAAGGGUCGACGAGUGUCUUUCUGACAGACAAGACUUGGAACUAUUUAGCUCUAAGGAGACAAAACGGUGCGUAUAUUGUCAAUGGUAAUCGCAUCGUCAACUGGUCUGGUAUCUUCAAAGCGGGCGACUUGGAUAUACAGUACAAAAGACUAUCAAAUAACAUCGGGGAGACUAUUCAAAUAUUUGGACCCACAAGUGAAAAUCUAUUUGUAACGGUAAGCCUCGCAAAUUCUUAUAAACCUUAGCAAAAGAAUAAUUGCUGCCAUCUUCGCGUAUUACUUGGUGCUUCAAAUAAAAAAAAUAAAAAAACACGCACACUAACGCUGAAAGCGCAAAGUUUAUUUGAGGCCAUGCCGCCCCCCUCCCCCACCACGGAGAAUUUUAAAGUCACUGGUCCUCGGAAGUUUGAUUUUAUGCAUUUGGAAGAUCCUUCACAAUGUAGAAGCCGCUUACUCAUUCAUUUAACAUCUAUGGUCAAUUUAGAGGGUUCCAUCGAGGCGUUGCAUGUAUCUCAAUUCCUAAUUAUCUUUACAGUGGCACCUCGAUUUAACGAACCUCUAUUUAACGAAGUCCUCGAUAUAACGAAGGA
Messenger RNA from Orbicella faveolata, 2175 nucleotides. Its product is annotated as ADAMTS-like protein 5. Gene Ontology annotation, molecular function: metalloendopeptidase activity. Gene Ontology annotation, cellular component: extracellular matrix. NCBI's taxonomy places the organism in Eukaryota, Metazoa, Cnidaria, Anthozoa, Scleractinia, Merulinidae. The record is from RefSeq and is a predicted model, not a curated record. Gene Ontology annotation, biological process: extracellular matrix organization; proteolysis.